This is a messenger RNA of Salvia hispanica, 2402 nucleotides long. Its product is annotated as serine/threonine protein phosphatase 2A 57 kDa regulatory subunit B' kappa isoform-like. The record is from RefSeq and is a predicted model, not a curated record. Lineage: Eukaryota; Viridiplantae; Streptophyta; Magnoliopsida; Lamiales; Lamiaceae. Gene Ontology annotation, cellular component: protein phosphatase type 2A complex. Gene Ontology annotation, molecular function: protein phosphatase regulator activity. Gene Ontology annotation, biological process: signal transduction.
GAAAUAAUUGAGUUCAUAAUUCAUCCCCUUUUCCUUUUUCCUCCCCCAAAUUCUACCCAUCAUCAAUGGCAGUUUCUCAUAAUUAAGCCUGACAAUCACACACACGCACGCACCAUUUCCCCCUUUCUCUCUCUACAAGUACAUACACUCACAUGGAUGUUAAAGAUCCAUAAUUUUUCACUGUUGUAACCUGCAUGUGUGUGAGAGUGUGUUGAUUUCCCCAUCCCUAAUUGGAGAAUCCUAGGUGUUUUCUUUAUUUAUUUAUUUAAAUUUAAAUAGUGCUGUGAAUGCACAUUCACUCAGUGAGACAACACACCUAUUCUCAUGUGCAAGCACAUUGCGCAUUAUUGCUGGAAACUCAAUUUUUGGUAUCUGAUGUAGGAGUUGAUGGUGUAGUUCUAGAUUCGGUUUGUUUGUGUCAUCUAUUUUGAAAUUCAUGCUGUGAUUCGGUUUAGUCUUGUUGUUUGGAGAUCUCGUCUCUGUACAUUUCGUGAUAAAAUUGUAGGGCACAUUGUUGAUCAGGUGUGGUUUUCAUCAGAUCCGCAGUUUUAUUUAUCAUACAACUCUACUACUUCGUGUAAUUUGCUCGAUUUAAUUAUCUGAGGAGACAAAAAGAGUGAGAGAAAUUCGAAAAGGGAAGAAUGUGGAAGCAAUUUCUGAAUAAGCUCCCGCGGAAAUCCCAGAAAUCUGAUAGAGAUUCGGCCAGAAACCCUAAUUCGGGUUCAGGUUCGGGCCGGGCCUGCUCAGGCGGCUCUGCUGCGAAGCGGGCUUCGGCUGCGGUGUUUCCAGCCAGUGUGAUUGCAGGAAUAGAGCCAUUGCUUGCGUUUAAAGAUGUUUCAAACUCGGAGAAGAUGAAUCUGUUCAUUAGUAAGUUGAGUCUUUGCUGUGUUGUGUUUGAUUUCUCUGAUCCCACCAAAAAUGUUCAAGAGAAUGAGCUUAAACGAGCCACAUUGGUCGAGCUAGUUGAUUUUGUAUCGGAAAACCCCCCAAAGUUCUCAGAGCCUGCGAUCUUAGCUUCUUGCAAGAUGUGUUCCAUUAAUUUGUUCCGUGUUUUCCCACCCAAAUGUCGGUCAAGAAGCACGGGCUCUGGUGAAAACGAGAACGAUGAUGAGCCCAUGUUUGAUCCUGCGUGGUCACACUUGCAGCUGGUAUACGAGUUCUUGCUCAAGUUUGUGACUUCGUCUUCUUUGGAAGUCAAGGCGGCUAAGAAGUAUGUGAACAAUGACUUCAUAUCUAGGAUCAUUGAUUUGUUGGAGUCGGAUGAUCCGAGAGAGAGGGAUUGCUUGAAGGCGAUUCUGCAUAGGAUCUACGGGAAGUUUAUGAUUCAUAGGCCGUUUAUCAGAAAGUGCAUAAGCAAUGUGUUCUAUAGAUUCGUAUUUGAGGUGGAGAAGCACAAUGGUAUUGCAGAACUACUGGAGAUUUUCGGGAGUGUAAUAACGGGAUUUGCUCUUCCUCUGAAGGAAGAACAUAAGGUAUUCUUUUGGAGGGCGUUGAUUCCCCUGCAUAAGCCCAAGUCGUUAGGGGUUUACUUUCAGCAGCUCUCGUAUUGUGUGAAUCAGUACGUUGAGAAGGAUCCGAAGCUAGCUAGCCACUUGAUUCAGGGACUGCUGAAGUAUUGGCCGAUUACAAAUAGCCAGAAGGAGGUGAUGUUUUUGGGCGAGGUGGAGGAGAUUCUUGAAGUAAUCAGCAUGAACGAGUUCCAAAAAGUGAUGGUUCCAUUAUUUUGUCGCAUCAGGCACUGCAUUAAUAGCUACCAUUUUCAGGUAGCCGAAAGGGCUCUGUUCCUCUGGAACAACGAUCAGAUCCUUAGUCUGGUUGCUCACAAUCGGCAAGUUAUACUGCCGAUAGUAUUCCCAGCUCUGGAAGCCAAUGCUCAAAACCACUGGAACCAGGCUAUCCUAAACCUAACCAUGAACGUGAGAAAGGUGCUGACAGAAAUGGACGACGCCCUAGCAUCAGCCUGCAUCUCCAGCAACCAGGAGCAGCAAGAGAAAGCGAGCUCCUCAGUCGAGAAACGGAAGCAAGUCUGGGAGCACCUGGAGAACGCGGCCAGUCUCCAUCCGAUGAUGGCCAGGAACACUGCUGUCCUGGUAACUCAUUAAGACAACCUCUGCAUCCUGUUUAUAGUCUUCCGUCUCCAUUUCAGGUGAAGUCUGUCGUUCUCGUGGCUAUUGGCCGGGGUGAUCGGGAUGUCAUCGAUCGUGUUGUUCCAGAAUCUCCCAUCUCCCAUCAUAGUGUAAACUAACAUCUUUUGUCAGCGUCUUGCUGUUGACAUUGUAUCUUUGAAAUUAGUUUUUGGUAAUCUAUAUUCUCACUCUUUCCUUUGUGUCUGUUUGUAUGAAAAUAUAAUAGGGAAAUGCUUGGGAUUAUCUGCAAUUCAUCUCAAUUCUUUUUUCUUUCUU